Messenger RNA from Anisakis simplex (herring worm), 237 nucleotides. The record is from the annotation of a GenBank genome assembly. NCBI's taxonomy places the organism in Eukaryota, Metazoa, Nematoda, Chromadorea, Rhabditida, Anisakidae.
AUGCAUCAAACAUGUAAAAAGAUGAUAUUAAAUUUCCAAUAUCUCGUUGAUAAAAUUGGAUUUAUCCCGAACGGUGGUCGCGUUUACUACUUACGACGUUCGCAACCACCAAUGUUUAUACCGAUGGUGUAUGAGUAUCAUAUGGCCACCGAGGACGACGAGUUCCUCUUGUCAAUGCUUAACUCAAUGGAAAAAGUGCGUGCAAUAAAGCGAUUUUUCUAUUUGAACCUUUUAUGA